AUGGGCAAGACAGCCCUCCUAAUUUUUCUUGUACUGAUCAGCACAGCGUCAAGCCAGUGGGGAGAUGGCUGGGGCGGACCAUUCGGAAUGGGCGGCGGAGAUCCAUAUGGUUUCGGAGGAGGAGGUCUUGGACCGCAAAUCAGCCCCGGAAUGGGCGGAGGUUUUGGUGGUGGAUUCUCUCCUUUGGAAAUUGGGCAGUCAGAAGGCAAACGGCUAACAGAAGCCGCCAGCGAAUUCGUUGAUACCGAUGAAGGAAUAUAG
Messenger RNA from Ostertagia ostertagi, 261 nucleotides. NCBI's taxonomy places the organism in Eukaryota, Metazoa, Nematoda, Chromadorea, Rhabditida, Trichostrongylidae. The record is from the annotation of a GenBank genome assembly.